This is a messenger RNA of Sycon ciliatum, 1431 nucleotides long. Its product is annotated as aldo-keto reductase Mvan_2161-like. The transcript has 4 exons. The record is from RefSeq and is a predicted model, not a curated record. Gene Ontology annotation, molecular function: oxidoreductase activity. Lineage: Eukaryota; Metazoa; Porifera; Calcarea; Leucosolenida; Sycettidae. Bases 105 to 1148 code for a protein of 347 amino acids.
AUUACAAGGCUGUAUGCACGUCCAAUCUUGUUUAGUGUAGAUCUGCACGUACUAUCGAACUGUCUGCUCCUCGAUAUCAGUCCCUCCGCCACACCCCAGCCGAAAUGCCCGCAAACAUUUGUGCUCGGCUUCUGUUACUGGCGAUAUGCAGUGUCGUCGUGAGCGCCAACGUUCCGCCGUGUGCAUUUCGGAGCACUGUUCCUAGUGUUUCUUUGAGGAAUGCAGCAAGGCCUGGCCUCGUGAUGCCUAUCGUUGGGCUUGGAACUGGCCAUUGCAAUCCGGUGGAAGGAGGCGAGUGCAUGAACAAUGAGACCGCCUACAAAGCCACCUUGGAUUUCCUUCGAGCUGGUGGACGGCGCAUCGACACAGCCAUAACGUACCACGACCAAACUGGCAUUGGAAAGGCUAUCAAGGAUAGUGGAGUGGCAAGAGCAGACAUCUUCAUCACUUCAAAAUGCGGACCUGGAUUCCCAUUGGGCUAUCAGGAUAGCCUGGAUCAAAUGCAAACAUCACUGAAGCAGUUGGACACGACGUACGUAGACUUAAUGUUGAUCCACUGGCCAGGACCACCGGGAAAUAGCAGUGAUCCGGACUGCCAGCCACCGAGCAUCAACUACACACUCUGCCGUCUGAACACCUGGAGAGCAAUGGAGAAGAUCUUCACAGACCUGGGCAGUGCGCACGCCAUAGGCGUUUCUAACUAUGAGACGCGUCACCUGGACGAGAUUGUCCUUACCCCCGGGCUUCUGCACCCCGCUGUGAACCAGGUGGAGUUCCAUCCGUACUGGGAGGAGAUGGAUCUAAAGGCGUACUGCGACGAACACAACAUCACCUUCAACGGCUAUUCUCCGCUCGCCGCCAACGACUGGGCGGCCUACUACCACCAGUGGCCGCGCUCACUGCUGAACGAGACCACUCUGACGGAGAUCACCGCUGCACACGGGCGGACGCCGGCGCAGGUAGCACUGCGACACCAAGUGCAGCUCGGCCUGGUUAUCAACCCACGCAGCCAGAACUUUGCCCACAUGAAGGAGAACAAUGAAAUAUUCGACUUUGUCCUGAGCAACGCGGAAAUGGACAAGAUCACCAACAUUCCACCGCCGCCGCAACACCCCAAGGUCUUUGAAGAUCCGCAUCAAAUACCCUGAGUAACACCAUCUCUGAUGCACAGAAUCCAAGCAAUGAAAUACCAUGUGCAUUGGGAACACUAUUUAUUACUCGACGAACACAGAUACUUCUCCAUUCUUGAGUGUUAUGCCAUUCCAAGAACGUACCACAGCACAUUUUGUGAUGGUCUACAUAUUUUACACAUUGUAGAUCAACCCAUAAUCAAGCACAGUAAAAUCUGUAACUAAAGACCACUGUGACUAGCGACCAGCCUGGUACUACAGACCCGGGCCACUUCGCCAGGCACGGACGGUCUCACAUUCA